AUGGCUUCUACAGAAAGCACGACCGAUCUGACCGACUCAUCACUUGUUACCGCAAUCGAGCAUCUUGCAUGGGGCCGUAACUCUGCUGGUUGCUUUCCACACAGGACGUGCAAGUGUCAAUAUCGGAAAGAUGGAACGCGUCUCUCUACCACUAGCUCAUUCCAAGCCGGAGCCCUUGGCGUCGAAAGCACGCCAAUAUUUCCAAACACAGACGAUGCUCAAAAAUUGGUCAAUUUCCACCUAUGUCAUCUGACAUGGCACCAUAAUUCCAUUCACAGUCCAACAUUUUUGGAACAGUGUGAGCGCUUUUGGCAACAUGGCGAAUUCGAUGAUCCAUUAUGGCAAGCUCUUUACUUCUCCGUCUUGAGCUCAACUGUGAGUUCUAUACAGGACAGUGCAAAAGCAAGAGAACGUGUCGAUGUGGAUUUGAACGCCGUACAGUCCGCGAAACAACUUUUCUCUUCUAUGGUCCAAAUCCUUUACCAAUCGAACUUUCUGGCCAAUCUAUCUCUUUACUCUGUCCAAGCUAUCGUUAUUUCCACUGAAGUUGCUCACAACCUCGGCCUGAGCCAGCUCAAUGCAACUCUCUUCAACGCCGGAGUGCGUAUCGCCGAAUGUCUAGGCAUCCAUAAAAUCCAGGAUCAUUCGUUAAAGCCCCCUCAAAAUAAAGAAGAAUGGGAAGACAAAGUGGAAAGAGAAGUUGGAAAAAGGGUUUGGUGCCAGAUGAUCAUCCAGGACCAUUUCGCUAUCCCCUUCACAGACUCCUACAGCAUCUCUCCAAUGCAUUUUUCGACAGGUCGUCCUAUGAACGCAGAGGAUCAUGAUAUGCGAGAUAUGCCAAUCACUCACCCUACAAUCAGCACAUAUAUCCGAGUCCUGGUGAAUCUGGCAGAAUUGAUGCCUGGCUUGGUUGAUGGAUUCGGCCCAAUGAAAGCCAGGAAGUCAAUGCGACAACAAUACGAACAUAUUCUCCAUAUCGAUCAGAAAAUGAGAGCGGUUGUGAAAAACAUUCCCUCGUUCCUGCUGCGACCAGACAAGGCUAAAGAAGAGCAGACCGUGUGGCUUGGCAUUGCUCGACGAAGUCUUGCGAUCACCGCAGCAGAGAAAAUCAUCAUGAUCCACCGGCCCUUUCUGUUCCGCUCUUUCCACGAUCAGAGAUACCAAUAUACAAGGCGGACAUGUGUUGCAGCAGCCAUGACCAUCCUGCGAGAGCACGAAGCGAUCGUGAGAGAAGAGGAUAUCUCUAUCUGGACACAUACCGCGUUCGCCAUCACAGCCGCCGUCAUCAUGUGCUUUGAAGUGAAUGCCACUGCUGAGAAUCAGAUUGAUAUUUCUCAGAGCUACAGAGAUGCAAUCCACGCAGCUCGCACUCGUCUUGCCGCUCGCAACAACGAUGUGCUUGCUCAGCGAGGCGUUGCUUUGAUCGAUGCAAUCUUCACCGCCGACCCAUUCAUGGGAGCCUCGGGUCACCGCCAAAGGGCGGUUGAUUUCGGCCAGAUCCUUGCGAAGUUUUCGAGCUUCACGCGUCUGAACAUACCGCCUGAUACACCAGAGACAUCUGUCGGUAGAUUCUCAGAUAUGGACUCCGGGGAUGUCAUUGGGGCACAUUUUGACCAAAUGCAGCCAGCAUGGGAUACAGCGGAAGAAAUUGACUUCGACGCUUGGUUCAGCGGGACGUUCCAUUCUCUACAGGACUCCUUAUAA
Messenger RNA from Penicillium brevicompactum, 1704 nucleotides. Its product is annotated as fungal specific transcription factor domain-containing protein. Bases 1 to 1704 code for a protein of 567 amino acids. The record is from RefSeq and is a predicted model, not a curated record. NCBI's taxonomy places the organism in Eukaryota, Fungi, Ascomycota, Eurotiomycetes, Eurotiales, Aspergillaceae. The transcript has a single exon.